CAGAGCUCUCUUCUCGUACUGGCGUCAUAUGUUUAGGACGCACAAUUUUGAAUAACUUAUUCUUCCAACAAAAAUCACCAUGCCAGGAUUCCAACAGAGAGUGAUGGGUGGCCCUAUGGGAUACAACAGGGGCCCUGGGCGCUAUGGUGGUGGUGAUGGAGAAAGUGAGCCAGACCCAGAGCAGUUCCACAAGCUUUUUAUUGGAGGCUUGAGCUUUGAGACAACUGAGGCCAGUCUUAAGGAAUAUUUUUCAAAGUGGGGCGAAAUCAAAGACUGCAUUGUCAUGCGGGAUCCACAGUCAAAAAGGUCCAGAGGUUUUGGCUUUAUCAAGUACAAAUUGAAGGAAAGUGUAGAUGAUGUCCAAAAAGACAGACCCCACAAAAUUGAUGACCGUGAUGUUGAGACAAAACGUGCCAUGCCAAGAGAUGAUCCCUGCCUCACCUCCCAACAAUCAGUGAAGAAAAUGUUCGUUGGAGGCCUGAAGGAAGACACUAAAGAAGACAUGAUCAGAGAUGUCUUCGCCGAGUUUGGUGAGAUUGAACUGAUCGAACUCAUCACAGAUAAGGGCACCGGAAAAACGAAAGGAUUCUGCUUUGUCACUUUUAACGAUUAUGAUCCAGUAGACAAGCUUGUUUUGAAGAAAAGGAUCAGCUUGAAUAACAAGAUGGUGGAGCUGAAGAAAGCAUUUGCCAAGGGUGAGGGUGACCCAAGGAUGGGAGGAGGCAGAGUGGGCAUGGGGGGCAUGGGCAUGCCCAUGGGUAGAGGAGGUCGUGGAGAUUAUGGAUAUGGCCAUGGGUUUCCCGGUGGAUAUGGUGGUUAUGGACCAGGAUAUGGUGGCGGCUACGGACCAGGGUGGCAAGGGGGGUACAAUGAUUUCCCCAGCUACGGACAUCAUCAUCAUCAGGGAAAUCAACGAGGAUAUGGUGGGAACAACUACGGUGCAGGCAACAACUAUGGGGGUGGAUUCAACAGACGAUGAUGAGCAGUGCUCGUCUUUAUUUUUCUCAGGCAGGUUCAUUGGCAUAAAAGUUGAGAAAGGCAGACAGGCGGGAUUGCGAGCGUGAGGUCUAGUUUCUAGUCGGACCUGUGAGAAAGUUAUUGUAUGCCUGCGAGCAAUGUUUAGCAGCAGAAUUAUACCUCAGGAGAGCAUGCAGUUGCUAGUAUGACUGUGCACGGUGGCUAACGUGCGUGUGCAUGUGUGUGUGUGCUUGUGUAUGACUAGAACAUGGAGGGGAAGAAACAAUUCCCCUACCACUCCCCCCCAUACCCCCCAAAAGGCAGCACAGCAGAACUAGACUAUCCACUGCAGAAGGGCCCCCCCGGAUGAUAAGACGGGAAACCUAUCAGAUGCAAGGAAUGAUGGACACGGGACAGUUGACUGAGUGUGUGCAGACCAAUCCUCUGUUGGACUUUCACGAGGACAAAGAACGAACAGUUUUAUAUAAUAUAUAAAUUGGCAUUAUUUUCUCCAUUCAUGUCUGGCGUGGGGAUGAAACAUGAAAAGUUCCCCCCGCAUUGCAAGCAGGUCUAUGCGGUCAGUGACGAACUGAAGCCACAUUGAGGACAGGGCGUGAACGACGGGAGUUGUGACCUGUUGACCUAUGCAAUGUUGAGACCUUGGGCUGGUGUGUGCCCGUGUAUUCACAGAUUCUGAAUCAAAAGCAAGAUUGUUAAAUCUUUUAAAAUUGUUUUAAAUUUUAAACAUAAAUUUUGCUGGGAAUGGGCAAGCAAAAACAAACCCCAAAAAAUUAUAAAACCGCCGUUUGUGUCACCAGGAGGAAUGACAUUGGUCUGACAGAAGGCAUUUUCAUCCAUCCACGUCAUGUGCUAGGUAUUUUUUGUUCGGGGAAUAAGAUCUAGGUUGUUAUAAUCUUUCUAAGGUGCAGGUGAAUUCUGUGUCACAGGAAUGGUCAAAUCUAGUAAGACAUUAUGAAGCAAAGAUGUAAGCAGCACUCUCAUUUCUCAAAGCAGGGUAUUCAAAGUAUUUUAGUUUGCAAAUUCAUCCAUUUAUGUUUACAUUCCAUAUUUGCAUUUUAUAUUUACACCUAUUUAAUUCACCAUUACCAUGUCCAUCAUCACCCAUAGCAUAAAAGCCACUUAUUUACAUACAAUUAAUGUGUUCAGCUUUUAUCUGCAUAGAUAAACUGUGAAUUUUUUUGCUUUUUUGAAGAAGAAAAAAACGAUAUUCAUCUAUUUCUACUCAUGCAUGUAUAUCAUAGGGUACUCAUCGGGAAGGAUAUGAUUAUUUACAUCUUUACCAUGGCUGCAAUGUUGGUGGAAAGCUAUGAGUAAAUGCUCUUUUUAAAAAUCCCUAACACUUUGGUAAUAGGAUGUCUGCUUACAUCUUUGCUUCUGGGCCAAGAUAGAACGUUUCUCAAGCUAAUGGCAACUGUUGACCGGGCGUUAGACUACAUUCUUCUUCACUCCUAGCAUGGCAAGAUCUAUCCCUCAGCACAGUGUGCCCCAGGGCAAUACGUUAAGUGAUGGUUGUGUUCAACUAAAGUUUGGAAAUGUUAAAAUUUAUGUGCUUCAAUCCCAGAAAUCAAUUUGAGAACCUGAGUUCUCUUUUGAUUUCUUUAUUUGUGGACUUGCUUUGUCUGUGUUUGGCUGAAGUGGUUUUUGCUGUAAAAUUGAGAAGCACUAGUUUGGGUCAAGCAUCAUCAUUUAGUGACCCCUGCCUUGGGCCACAUUGUGUUUAUUGCGACAAGGAUCAGGUUCUAGUUUAGUUUGUGGGGCCGUCGCCUCCCUCCUACCCCAAAGCCUAUUCUUCCGGUCUGCCACCCUCUCAAAGGGUAUGAAGAAAAUAGAAAGUGAACAAUAGGGCUCAUGGAUUGAUACCAAUCCCCGAUAUUUUACUUUUGAUUCAUCCCUUGAUUUUGGGCAUUAUGCAUUGUUUUUUUAAAUAAUUUUAUGGCUUCACAUGAACUAAGUUUUGUUCAUCAAAUUUGGCAAAUGAAAUGUGUUCCCAUUUAUUUGCAAUUUUAGCAAAAUGUUUUUGUUGUUUCUUUUACAAGCUGAUGAAAAUGCUGGAAAUUUGUCCCAUGAAAUUAUUCUAUUCUUACAUUCUGUGAAAAUGUUUGAAUUGUGAAAUUUCUUUUGCAAUUUUAUAUUUGUUACCUCUUUCUACCCAAAGCUGUUGCUUACUUUCUUCUUUUCUUCAUAAUUAGGGCUCUAUAGCGGUAUUGGUAGGGUGAAUUUGCUUGAGAAAAAAAAAUACGCUUUCAAUCAGGUAGUAGUAGCAGUUAAUCAUCAGUCGUCAUUUUAUUUUAUUUUUAGUGUCAGUGUAUUCAGCCUGUUAUUGUUUGAAUUUUUUUUUUCUUACGUGUAAUAAGUUUGUAGUAGAGAUAAAUGUCCAGUUUUAUAUUUUUUGUCCUUGUGGGCAAAAACAAAAACACAAAAAGAGAAAAAAAAACUACGAGCUGAAUAAACCUGGAGCUCUCUGGUA
Messenger RNA from Aplysia californica (California sea hare), 3445 nucleotides. Its product is annotated as heterogeneous nuclear ribonucleoprotein A1. The record is from RefSeq and is a predicted model, not a curated record. NCBI's taxonomy places the organism in Eukaryota, Metazoa, Mollusca, Gastropoda, Aplysiida, Aplysiidae. The transcript is spliced from 9 exons. Bases 80 to 979 code for a protein of 299 amino acids. Gene Ontology annotation, molecular function: RNA binding.